AUGACCAUUUCAAAUAAAUUUGGAUGUCUUCCAAUUAUUCAUCCAAGUGUACUAUUACUUAUUCCUCUAGUGUUAUUAAAUACAACUAGCGCCAGUUUGCAAAUUAUACCACAUUUUACCAGCCUACCUCCAUCUAUCUCACAAUUUGUGUAUCCAUCAACCGAUGGUACCAGUUUCCCACCACUUGAACUUGUAUGUCGAGCAUGGCCACCUAAUUCUAAGCUGCAUAUUUUAGCCCAACAAUUGACAUCACCAGGAUUCACUGAUCAUACAUUUGGUGCAAAUCCAGUUGUUUCCACUUCAUUAAUUGCUGUCAAUCCUAGUCAUCAUAUUAAUAAUAAUAAUAAUAAUAACAAUAAUAAUAAUAAUGGAUUAAUGCAACUACCUUAUGGUCUUGGCAGUCAACGAUAUGCUAUUUUAUCCGCUACACAAAUCACUAAUUCUUAUCAUCCAAAUUUAGAUGGUACUAUUUCUGGUAAUAGUGGAUAUCAGUCAGUUAAUCCACUGAUUAUUCAUGAAACUUUAACUGAUGCAAUUCGUGACAAUCCUGCAGCUGGAUCUCAUGAUGAAGUUGCUAUUCGUCUUAUAGUUUCUAGUCAAUCAGAAUUAAGUCAAAUGGAAUUAAUACGGUUACGUUGUUUAGCUACUACUUCUUUUGGUCGUAAAUUAAGUGCACCAUUCCGUGUGCUUCCUGCUAGUUUGGGUUCAUUCCCAACUCCUAGAAGUGGUGGAACAUCUUCAUCUCAUACUGAAAAUGUCGAGUUUCUGCGAGGGAAUAUUGCUAUUGUUGACUGUUAUUUACCAACUAAUAGUUUUCCUAAACCAAUAAUUGAAUUUGAAUUAAACAACACCGUUAUUGAUCUUACAGCUUCACAAAGUGAAAAAUACCGACAAAUCAUCCGUCCAGAUGGGAAAAGGAUUAGUUUAUUAAUACAAAAUUUUCAACCACGUGAUUGUGGUAUCUAUCGUUGUGUAGCAAUCAAUCCAUUAACUAGAGAAAAGAAAUAUUCACCGGAUGCAGUAAAUUUAAAAAUUAUCAUCCCCGAUGUUCCUGUUGCCGGAAAAAUUCGUGUCCCUAUGGCGUCGGAAUCCAUAGAUCCUCGGAAUUCAGCAGCAUCCCAAGAAAUAGUCGUUCGAGAAGGUCAAAAUGUGACAUUGUUUUGUAUUAUUCAAAGUGCUCCACCUCCUAUUGUCACUACUUAUCCAUUUGAACAAAAUUCCACUGCACAUAAUCGUUUCCAUCGACAUAAUUUAUUUGGAUUAUUAGAGAUAAUAAAUGUACACCCUAGCGAUGCUGGUAUCUAUAUUUGUACAAAUCGUCAAUUAAGUUCCACUGCUCAACUACGUGUUCGAAAACGUUUACGUCUAACAACAAAACCUCAAGAUGUACUAAUCAAUCAUUUCGGUGAAAAUGUCCAUUUCAAAUGUACCAGUUCAAAUGAACAAGUUAUACCAUAUUGGUUAUUUAAUGGACAACCAAAAAUUACAGGAAUUGGAAAAAACAAUACACUAACGAUUACUAAUGUUACUGUACAGGAUAUAGGAGUUUAUCAAUGUAUUGCACAUCGAUGGGAUCCCGAUCCAGACCAAGAAGAAUGGGUAUCAGCAUCAGCUGUACUAGCAAUGAGUUCUGAUAAACUUAUUCGUACACCUCAAGAGUUAGCUUUAUUACUGCCAACAUCGAAACAGGCAAUCAUGGAGGUGAAACCACCAGAAAUAAUCACUGAUAGUUUAACACCUAUUGCUGAACCAGUUUAUGAUAAUUUAGCGGUAUAUAUUACAUGGAAAGCAUAUACUAUCACUAAUCCUAAUAAAUUGGAAACACAAACUCAUCAUGAUGGUGAUAAUGAUGUUAUCGGUAGUGAUAAUAGUAAUAAUAAUAAUAAUAAUAAUGCUGAAAAUAACGCAGCACAAAUUGCUUACCAUGUUGAAUAUUCCAUGCAAAUAAGUCCUGUUGAAAGACAAUAUUAUAUCAAUUCUAAUCUAAAUAACGAUGUUACUGACAAUACCAACCAUAAUAAUGGUAGUAGUAGUAGUAGCAGUAAUAAUCAUAGUAAUAAUAAGCCAUCUUCUGACUUAUCUGAUUUGCCUGCUUUAAUUGGAUUAAUUGGUCAUGAAGCUAUCUUGUGGAGUGAUCCAACUGCACUUAAUCAACAAUUUUCAUCGGCAUAUGCUUAUGCAACUGGUGAUCCGUUACAACCAGGCAGACGUUAUCGUUUUCGUGUCAUUGCUUUGGACCCAUCUACUGGACUACAUUUAGUCCCACCAUCCGGUUGGUCAAAUAUAGUUAGUAUGGAGCAUAUUAGUCAGGUGGAUCCACCACAAAUCAAAGUGGUCCGACCUAUGUCGGAAGGUCGAGUUCAUGUAGUAUGGAUGUUCAAUGGUGUUGGUGAUGUUCCUUCAAAUCCUAAUGAUUUAAGUAUUUUAUCCAAAUCAUCAAGCUCUUCAACUCAAAAUAAUAAUAAUAUUGGUUCAUCACAAAAAGAUAAAUCAUUAGAAAUUACUUCUAAUUCUCUAACUACUUUCGGUGAUACAACACCAUUAUUUCUUAAAGAUUCAAAUAAUGAACAAUUUAUCGCUGAUCAUUUUCUUAUACUUGCACGACCUGUAAUUAAACCAAAACGUGGUUCUGGUGGUACUAUUGAAUAUGGUGCUUAUUGGGCUACACAAGUGAAUGGUUCUAAUGCUAGAGAUGGUUUAUUGACAGGUUUGAAUAAUACUGCAAAUUAUCAAAUUAUAGUUUAUGGAGUUAAAGGAACUGGUGAUAACCGACAAAUUACACGUUUCUCUAAAGCAGUUUAUGUAAAUAUGGCUUCAACUGAUUACACUGGUCGUUACAGUUUACUGGAUACUUUAAAUAAUAAUCGUUUAUUAUACAUAAUCUUGGGUGGUAUAGCUGGUGUAAUGUUUCUAGUCAUGUUCAUACUGAUCCUGUUGUGUCUUUGUCGUCAACAUCAAGAUCGUCGUACACAUAGUCAACGUAAAAAACAAAAUGGUUAUGUACACGGGUAUAAAGAUUCACCGGAUUUUCAUCAUACUAUUGAUGGAAUAAAUAAUCCCCAAUUAUCGCAUGGUAAUAUGAUAUCAACUAAUCAAAAUAAUAAUAAUAAUAUGAACUCAAAUAAUAAUCCUUCUGGUGCUCUCACCACUAACAAUAAUACUACUCUUCCUCAUAGUAGUAGCACACAUGAUCAACAAAUUAUGCCAUCGGGAACAAUGAUGAUGAUGAUGGGUAAUUUACAAUGUAGUGGUCUAUCGGAACAUUCAACAUCAAAUAAUAAUCCUGUCCAAAAUGAAUUACAGCAUCAAAUGUACAUGCAACAACAACAACAUCACCACCAAUCUGAUCAAUAUAAUUCCACUUUAGGAAUAUCUAAAGAGGCAGCGUAUCAACAACGUCAAGCUAUUUUAGGUUCACAAUUACACUUACAACAACAACCAUCGUCAUAUAUAACAAAUCAGCCAUCGUUAUCACAUCAUCAAUCACAUCAUUCUUUAUUACUUCCGUCUGUUGGUGGUGGUACUGGUAAUUCGAAUUAUCAUGUACUUUCUGGACAAAACAGUACUAAUAAUAGUAGUAUGCUUUCACCGACGAUGUUUCAUAGUGGUACUUUACCAGGUGGUGGACCACGUUAUUUACGACAACAAUCAUGUAAUUCACAUUAUUUUGGUAGUCAACAACCAUUAGAUAGAAAUAUGGUUAGUCCAUCAAAUGCAAUGGAAAUGACUGAGUUAUAUCAUCAACAAUAUCAGAAUGGUUAUGCUUAUCAACAACCACAACUACCGCCGAUUCCACAUCCACAAUCAUCGUCGGGUCUACCACCCCCGUAUCCAGCACCACUGAGUAACAAUGGGACUAUAAAUCGUCAAAUGGUGUUAAAUCAACAGCAAAAUUUUUAUCCUGCUUCAGUGACACCUGGCGGUGGGGCUUCGUUAAAACGUGAACCUCCAACUGGUGGCGGUGGGGUCAAUGCUGGUGCACUACAGGAUGGAUCUGGUUAUGGAACAUUAGUCCAACGUGGUGGUGGUCCAUUAACUGCUUCCAUGAUGACUGACCCAUCAAUGGGUAGCGGCGUUAAUGGUGUCCCAAUGAAUGCUGUUUAUUAUCGUGGCAGUCAACAGGCAUUACAUAUGUAUCCUAACGGAAUGAGUACUCCUCAAUCUCAACAUCAACAACAACACCAUCAGGGUAGUGUAUAUCAAUCAAAUCAACAACAGGCAUUCUAUAUGCAACAACAAAUGCAACAUGCUCAAAUGUAUCCAGGUUAUUUUAGUCCGCAGCCUCAGUCACAUUUCGAUUCUAUGGGACAUAUGCAUCAUAAUUUCAAUCAUACUGACGGCGAGUCGGUCUAUUCAUAUUUUAGCCAACAGGAUAUGAAUCAACCUGGUCCACAUCAACAUUUAAACCCAUUACCUGAAGAAAAUCAACUAAAUCAAUGUGAAAAUGGUCCCGGUUACGUGGACUCUAGUAUUCAAACAGCUGAUAUGAAUGACGGUGGUGACGGCACAACAGCAACGGCGGCAGUAGGUACGACUACAGAUCCCGGUGGCGGCGGUAGUCCAGUUGCCGGUGGUGGUAGUCAUCGCCAUCAUCGUCGAAGGAGGCGUAAACAGUCACAACAACAACAAUCUCAGUCAUUAUCACAACAACCUGCAGAUAUGUCGGAUACAUCAAGAAAUGUUGGUGUCGAUGAUCCUGCUACCGGUGGUGGCGGUGGGAUGAUGAUGAUGGACCGUUUACAAAAUCAAGCACAAUCAGUUCGUGGUUCACAAAUGGAUUUAGGUGUAAUACAGAAACGACAACAUACUCUAUCUCCUGGACCGUAUCCUGAUACAGAUCCAAUGAUGAUGAAUGGUCAAUCUAAUAUGCCACCUGGUCAUCAUUCUUAUCCACAUCCAAAUGGAUCGAUGGAACCAUCAUCUAUGUCAAGAUAUAUUCGUUAUGAUUCACCGCAACGUGCUCCAUCCGUACUAGGUCAAUUACCACCCCCUAAUCAACCUCCGCCGCCACCACCUCCCCCGGCUGUAGCAGCUAUAGCAUUCGCUGCCCAGAUGAAUAGCUCAGAUCAUAGUCGACACAACUCAAUGACUUAUCAACAACAUCAUCAUUUUAAUCCAGAUUCUCUUUCGCGUCAUAUGGGCGGUGGCAAUGGAGUUGGUGCUGCUACCGGUGGCAGUUCCGGAGUUUAUCAUCCAUCUGGUUCUGGUACUACCGGUCUACUAGUUGGUCCACCACCUCGUAUACGUGACUAUUCAGAAUAUGGUAUUCCACGGGGUAUUGGUCUACCGCCGACACCAGCUGCUUCGGGAGGUGGUGGACAACCGCAACCACCACAGCACAAUGUCCUAAUGUCACCCGGUGGCAUUAAUAAUAAUACUAAUCAUGGAAGCGUGUAUUAUGACGGUCAUUAUCGUGAAGGUCAAGCAUAAAUUCAUUUCUUUUGUAGACCUAUUAUUGAUGAUUCUGCUUGUUCAUUAGUUUUCCUGUGGAAAAUAACAGCUUCUGUAUUAUAAUACACAAUCAUAAUUCAUUGAUCUACAUCAUAUUGCUUUUCCAAUCAUUGAUUAGUAUGAUUAUCAUUCGAAUUUUAUUCUGCAUCAUAAUGUAUUGUCAUUUAUCUUCACUGUUGUUUUUCUAAUCGAGUUAAUGACGUUGAUUCGUUUAACCAGCAUUUCUUUUUGUUUAUUUACUUUUUUCUCUCUCCUCCCGCUUGAUACGCUUUUGUAAUGUGUUUAUCCUUUAAACAAUUUAAUCUCUGUCCAUAUCAUGAUCAAUCAGUUAUACGGUAUACAUACACACAUAUAUUUGUAAUUGUCACCAUACAUGUGUGUAUUUUAUAUGUGAAUAAGUUAUGUAAGAAAGUCCACACUUAUUACUAUGUGUUUCGUCUUAAUCUUUCUCAAUUAUUGUGGAAUAAUGUUUCUCUUUACAUAUACACAUGGCUAGCUUAUCGGCUUAUUCUCUCUCUUUCUUGCCUUUGAUCAUCUCAUGUGUGUGUUUUAACUACGAAAAACACAAAUCAAUCGCAUAUUACAAUGAUUUUAUCAUUAUGUUAUGUUUCUAUUCAUAAUCUCAUUUAUAUUCAGCGGGUCCAUCAAUUUGUUUGUUUCAUUAUUGAGUAGUUACCCACUUUUUCUGAAUACCCUUUUUGAAAUCUAUGUGAUUAUUUUCCCCCUAAUUAUUCGAGUUUAAUUUAUGCGCCUUUUCUUUUUCUAUAUUCAAAAGGAAUUUCAUCCAUACACAAACACUCUGAUUAGGAUGUAUGAGUAGUAUAACAAUAUUGCUACUACUAGUAGUAGUAGUAGUAUUAAUCGAAAUCAACAUCUUAUUUGCAUCGUAUUGUACAGGUAUUAUUUAUUUCUUUUCCAACUAUAUCACCUUUUCAAGCUUAUUUCAUACGUUUUUAUUAUAUAAUUAGCAUGUUCUGUGUGUAUUCUACCAUGUCUCCUACUCUAAACCUUUUCACAUCUCUACAUACCACUACCUAUUAUUACUACUACUAUGUACUACUAAUAGUAGUAUUAAAAAUUACCAUAACAUUUUAAUUAUUGUAGACCAAUUAUGCAUGUAUAUUAUUGAUUCAUUGUGUUGUUUUUUUCUGUCCCAUAUAUAUGUACUUCAAUCAUAUGUAUUGUGUUUUCUUUUUUGCCGGUUAUCAUAGACUAUUUUAUCUUAUACCCCCUCUCUCCCUCUGUUACCAAGUAAACAUUUACUGUCCACACACGACAUGGCUACUUACUAAUCAUCAGUUCAUUAAUUAUUAUUAUUCUAUUAUGUAAUUACUAUUGUUUUGUAGAUAUGUACAGUAAUAGUAUGUAUAUAUAUAUAUAUAUGUGUGUGUAUGUGUGCUUGCCUAUAUAUAUAUUUAUGUAUGUGUUUCACUACUCUAUGUGUAUGAUAAUAAGACCUAUAUUUGCUUACUAAUAUUGAUAUACCAUACUCUAUGACUUAUUCUUCAUGAAUGAAUUGCCUUAAUUGUCCUUUUUUUCAUAGACAAAAUUAUUUUACUUACCAGUAUCUAGGUUCCUUUUUUUAUUAUAUAAUCACUCCUUUAAAGAAGUCAUUGCAUACACAAACAUACAUCAAGUCAAAUAUUUUGAUCAAAUCUGUUUGUUGCCUUUCUUAUAUUCCUGCUUUUUGUUUUUGAUCAUUAUUUCAUAUAGAAAGAAAAAGAACACCAAAACACUAUCAUCCCGGUUUUAUUAACCCUUAUUGACUUUGUUUAUAUUUACGUAAGUGUAUGUAUGCGUGCGCGCAUGUAUUCUUAUUUCAUUCAUUGCUUUUUACAUAAUACAUUAGUAAGUAAGUAGUUGGGUAAACCAUUUUGCAUUAACCUUAUAGUUUACUCUCCACAUGACAAUGUUGUUAUAAUGAUGAGAAGAGAAAAGAAAAUUCACAACCACCCCCCCCCCGUUUUUUUAGAGAAUUUUUUUUCCUUUUCUCUUUCAGUUGUUUUAAAUACCAUUCAUGCUUUGCGCAUAGUUUGAAUAGUUGUCUUCUCUUGUUGGUUCCGUUUUUUUUUCUUCUGUCCACAAGUCAUUAACGAAUUAGUUAUAAAGGUUUUUUGUUUAUAUAUACAUAUUUAUUGAAAUGUAAUUAUUGUAUGCAUUCACCCUUUCAUACUCUUUGGAUCCAUUCUGCUGUAUGUCAGUUAUUUUAAUGGUGAAAAAAAAACAUAUUCUUAAGUCAUGUAUCCAUAUACUUGUAUUGUCGUACGUUCCACGUCUACUACUACUACUUACAAUAAUAUUGAUAAUCAUGAUUGUGUAUUAAGUGUGUGCAGAUUGAAAGUGAGAAAAUUGCUUUCCGAAGUGAUAUUAUACAUCUUUAUUGUUACGAAAGGACUAUUUUGCAAUUUUUUUUAUGCCGUCCACUUUUCUGUUUAGUUUAAAUGAUAGUUUUUAAUCAAUCAAUAUGAUGUCAUUUGUUUAAGAUGAAUAUUUGUUUUUAGUAUUUAUUUGUGUAAACAUAUAAAUAUUGGUAUAACGAGGCACCAAGUAUAUAUGCACCACACAAAGCAUACGAUUUAUGUGGGGAAUGGAAUACUGCCUGGGUGCCCAAACCGAAACAGGGUGGUUUUUUUAGGGGGCCACUUCACGAGCCUUUGACCUAAAGGUAUAAUCCACAUAACAGUAGAACAACGUUAGGUGAUGCAGCCUCAUGGUUGUUCGUAACCAACGAUGGAUUCAUACGCCAUUUAUCCCCUUAGGAUUCUGGAGCCAAUGUACAGUAUUGGUUUAGAAUCAGGUCCUUCCAAUUCCCGUCCAUAUCCACCAACCUGAUUUGUGUGUAGAACAUUCACUUUUCGUUUUCUCAAUUUAGUAAGUAUAAUAUCAGUACUGGUGCAAAGGAUGUUGAUAUUCGCAUGUAUAUAUAUAUAUAUAUAUA
Messenger RNA from Schistosoma rodhaini, 8389 nucleotides. The record is from the annotation of a GenBank genome assembly. Lineage: Eukaryota; Metazoa; Platyhelminthes; Trematoda; Strigeidida; Schistosomatidae.